AUGGGGAUGAGGUGCGAUCCGAAGGGAGAAGGAUCUGGAAGGUGGGGAGGUAUUGUGGAGAUGGGCAUGGCCACAGGGGAAGCGGUUCCAGAGAGGGCGAAGGGGAGAUUGGAAUUUGUGAGGAAGGGGGAAGGAAAUUUUUGGGUAGUGUUUAUGGUGGCGACGCAGGAGAUUCGUAGUGACGGUGACCGCGGCGGCGGCCAUGGAUGGUAG
This is a messenger RNA of Linum trigynum, 213 nucleotides long. Lineage: Eukaryota; Viridiplantae; Streptophyta; Magnoliopsida; Malpighiales; Linaceae. The record is from the annotation of a GenBank genome assembly.